GGGUGAUCCUCAUGCUAUAUAAACUCCCACCCUGAGCCUGCUCCCAUCACUCUGGGCUGGGAAUAGCUGGAUGGUAAUCCGAAGAUGAAGUUCCUUUUUGUGGUUGCCUUUGCACUCUUUGUGCUCUCUACCUUUGACGAGGCUGAAUCAUCAGCUUAUGACAAAAUCGUUGCCCAUAGUCGCAUCAGAGCAAGAAAAGAAGGACCCAAUGUGUGCGCGCUCCAGCAAGUCAUGGGGACCAAGAAGAAAUACUUUAGCACAUGUCGUAAUUGGUACCGAGGGGCCAUCUGUGGAAAGAAAGCGACUGUGCUUUAUGAGUGCUGCCCAGGCUACAUGAAACUGGAUGGCAUGCGUGGUUGCCCUGCAGUGGCCCCCAUUGACAAUGUUUAUAACACUUUGGGUCUGGUGAAGGCAACUGUCACCAAAAAUUACUCAGACCUUUCUAAGCUGAGGCCUGAGAUAGAAGGACCUGGAUCCUACACCUUCUUUGCCCCCAGCAAUGAGGCCUGGGACCUUUUGGAGGAUUCAGUUAGGAACGCAUUGGUCAGCAACGUCAACCUUGAAAUGUACAACGCUCUUCAAUACCACAUGGCCAACAAACGACUCUUGACCAAAGAUUUGAGGAAUGGCAUGACCGUCACCUCCAUGUACAGUGACCUGGGCCUCCACGUCAACCACUACCCCAAUGGAGUGGUGACUGUCAACUGUGCCAGGAUUAUCUAUGGCAAUCAGGUUGCCACCAAUGGAGUGGUGCACGUGAUUGACCGUGUCGUCAGUGCGGUUGGAAGAACCAUCCAGGAUGCUGUUGAGGUUGAGGAUGACCUCUCAACCUUCAGUGAAGUUGCUCUUGCUAGUGGUUUACUGGAAAAAUUGGGUCAGCCAGGACACUACACGCUCUUUGCCCCCACAAACGAAGCCUUUGAGAAGUUGGGCUCCGGUGUGCUGGAGAGACUUCAGAGCGACAAGGAAGUACUUCAAGCCUUCGUGAAUUUCCACUUGCUGGGCUCCGUGCAGUGUUCUGAGGCCAUCAUGUCUGGCAGCUCUUAUGAGACUCUGGAGGGUAACAGCAUUGAGAUCGGCUGUGAUGGCGACAGUCUCACAGUUAACGGCAUCAAAAUGGUGCGCAAGAAGGACAUCGUCACCACCAACGGUGUCAUCCACCUUAUUGACCAAGUUCUCAUGCCUGACUCAGCUAAACAGGUGAUGGAGCUCUUGGGAAGCUCUCAGUCGACUUUUACUGACAUGGUGUCAGAUAUGGGCCUGAGUGCUGAGAUGCAGCCAGAGACUGACUACACUUUACUAGCUCCUCUCAAUGCCGCCUUCAGUGAUAAAGUAAUGUCCAUGGAUCAGAGGUUGCUCAGGAUUAUCUUGCAGAACCACAUCUUGAAGAAAAAAAUCAUGUUGGGACAGCUGUACAAUGGCCAACGGCUGGAAACCAUUGGAGGAAAACUUCUUCGGGUCUUUAUCUAUCGCACAGCUGUGUGCAUUGAGAAUUCCUGUCUGGUGAGAGGCAGUAAAGAAGGAAGCAAUGGUGCCGUUCAUCUUAUGAGGACUCUGAUGAAACCAGCAGAAAAAAAUAUGUUUGAGAUUCUGACAGAAGAUGGAGGUUUCAGGAUCUUUUUGUCUCUCAUGGAAGCUGCUGGCUUGACUGACUUGUUAGAACAGGAAGGAGACUUUACUUUGUUUGCCCCAAGCGACCAAGCUUUUGCAAGCCUGAGUGACAGCGACUUGAGCUUGUUGAAGAGUGACAUAAAUGCUCUCAGAACCAUCCUUCUGUAUCACAUCAGUAAUGGAGUCUUCAUUGGUGGUGGUUUGGAAACUGGAGUGACAAACCUCCUCAAGUCUCUUCAAGGAAGCAACAUCAAAGUGAUAUAUGCAAAUGACUCCAUGCUGGUGAAUUCUGUCAAAGUGCCUGACUCUGAUACCAUGGCCACAAAUGGAGUUAUUCACUUUGUCAACAGUCUCUUGUAUCCCGGAGAUAUCCCCGUUGGCAGCCAGAACCUUCUCACACUUUUGAAGCGGCUCAUCACUUACAUGCAGAUCAAGUACAUUUCAGGAUUCAGAUAUCAAGAAGUCCCCCUUACAUUUAUGACAAAAAGGUUUAUCCAACGAGAGCCCAUCAAGGUUACCAGGGUCAUUGAAGGGGAUCCAUCUGUCACCAAGGUUACCAGGGUCAUUGAAGGGGAUCCAUCUGUCACCAAGGUUACCCGGGUCAUUGAAGGGGAUCCAUCUUUCACAAAGGUCACCAGAGUGAUUGAAGGUGACCCUGUCUUCACCAAAGUCACCAGGGUAGUCUCAGGUCCUCAGUAUUCCAUCAGCAGGGGAACCACCAAUGUAAACCUUGAUGGAGCUGACUUUUCAAAAAUUACCACCAUUGAACCAAACCCAGAGCUCCUCAACCUCCCUACUGAAAAAAUUAGCAAAGUGAUCCAGGGAGGUAGCACAAGAAAAGUCCCCACCCGAAAGGUUACAGCUGGUAGGAGGAGGACAAGACUUGCUCAUGUUAAGGCCAAUCAGUGAGCAGGGACAGCUGGGAAUAUCAGCCUUGACACACCCAACCCAUUGGCUUUUAUCCUGAAGAUACAAAUAAAACCUCAGCACUGGUAAAUAUACUGUAAGACGUAUAACUGAGAAAUAAAACCUUUCUCUUAAACAAUUUAAUGGUGCUUUGAAUGUAUAUCUAACAUCGCCGUGCAAUGUCUCAGAAGAGUUUGUGUGUUUGACAUAUGUAAACUAUUCAAAUGAACUCUCUGUCAUGACUUUAGAGGCGCAGAAUCGGGGGGCGGGGUAGCAAUAAACUUUUUAAAAUCCAAGCCAUUAGAGUAGCAAUAAAAAGUUGUUCAUCCAAAACUCUUGUAUGCCUUUUCUCAAGGUUUAAAGAAGAUUUUGUGCUACUUGGGAAGAUUUCUUUGUAAAACUCAGCAUGAUAAACAUUGAAAAACUUGGAUGAUUUCCUUUCAGGCUUUAUCUGUAAUGUUGUUUAAUUUUGUUCAUGUGACUUUGCCAACCCUUGAAUCAUUUGAACCUGUUUAUGCAACUGUAGAUCUCUUAACUUUCUAUUUUCCACAUAUUUACCAAUAAAGUGCAUUCCUCUGUCUCA
Thalassophryne amazonica is the source of this 3100-nucleotide messenger RNA. RefSeq names its product periostin, osteoblast specific factor b (gene postnb). The transcript is spliced from 21 exons. Gene Ontology annotation, molecular function: cell adhesion molecule binding. The coding region runs from base 85 to 2520 and encodes 811 amino acids. Lineage: Eukaryota; Metazoa; Chordata; Actinopteri; Batrachoidiformes; Batrachoididae. Gene Ontology annotation, biological process: extracellular matrix organization; cell adhesion. The record is from RefSeq and is a predicted model, not a curated record. Gene Ontology annotation, cellular component: extracellular matrix.